AUAACACACACAUAUGGUGUAAAAAAAAAAAAUCUUUUCUAGUUUCUUCUCAUUUUCCCCACAUUCUCUCCGUCACUUCCCGGAGAGAAAAAACCAAAAAAAUUAACCAAUCACCCCCAAAUUCAUCAAACCCUAAAAUAAUUCCGUCAUUUCCUUUAACCAAUUCAUUUCAAUCUUAAUCAAUUCCCCCUUACUACUUUCCCAAUUCUCACAAUUCUCUGAUUCAAUUCAAUGAAUUCUCUCACUUUAUAAUCAGUCUCUUUUUAUUUCCUCAAAACCGAAUCUCCGAGAAAGCAAUUCUCCACAUCUUAAUUCUCAUAAUUAAAUUAUCCGUUAUGGCGAUCCGAUUCACCGUUUCUUAUUCCGGUUACGUUGCUCAAAACCUAACCGGAAAAUCCAACACCGCUUGUCGGUCAAUUCUCCAUGAAUUUUUCCGGGCUUCCGGAGCUCCGAAUUACGACCCGCCGCCGCCCGGCUUCCGAUCACCGGAUAACCCGGUUUCUGCCGGGUUUUCCGGACUAGCUAAGGAAUUAUUAGGGUUAGAAAACUGUCAUAAAACGUCUCCGAUUGUUGCUGGGUUGAUUUCGUUAGUUAAGUCAACGGCAGUUGGCGGGUCGAGUUGUUUUUGUUCGGAUCCGGGUUCGGGUGGGGUUUUUGGGAUAUCACCGAUAAAACCCGGUUCGAUUUUGCCGUUUUGGCAAGGGUCAAAAUGGAUGCCUUGUAAUGAGGUAAAUAGUAGAAUAAUUGCAGAUAAAGGUGGGACAAUUAAGAAUCUUGUGAAAAAGAAUGACAUUGUUAACGAGUCGUUAAAAACGGCGAAAUGCGAGGUUGUAAGUAGUCCGAAAACAGUAGGAAAUGUGAGGAAUGAGAGGAAUGGAUGGAUUUCAAAAAUCUUGAAUGUUUGUAGUGAUGAUGCCAAGGCGGCUUUUACGGCUUUAAGUGUGAGUAUCUUGUUUAGGUCUCAGUUAGCAGAGCCGAGGUCGAUUCCGUCUGCUUCCAUGUGUCCUACUCUUGAUGUCGGUGACCGAAUUUUGGCAGAGAAGGUUUCGUACGUCUUUCGGAAGCCAGAAGUUUCGGAUAUUGUAAUCUUUAAGGCUCCUCCCAUUCUCCAGGAAAUUGGUUACAGUUCUAGUGAUGUUUUUAUAAAAAGAAUUGUAGCAAAGGCUGGAGAUUGUGUUGAGGUCAAAAAUGGUAAAUUGCUGGUAAAUGGUGUUCCCCAAGAUGAGGAAUUCAUUCUAGAGCCAUUACAUUAUGAAAUGAAACCCAUGAUCGUGCCAGAAGGCUAUGUGUUUGUGAUGGGCGACAACCGUAACAACAGUUUUGAUUCACACAACUGGGGUCCCCUUCCUGUAGAGAACAUUGUGGGUAGGUCUGUAUUUCGGUACUGGCCACCCACAAAAGUAUCAGACACCAUUUAUGAUACAAGAAGAAGCGUUGCACAUUCUUGACCCCUUUGAUCCUUCCUAAACAGAGGGUGAAUCUUGAAUGACUCCUUUUUUCUGACAAUUUACUGUUUGUCCCUCUUUUCCGCUCAUCAUCCCGAGCAUUGUGAAUACUUUACCUCUUUAUUUGCAGACUCCCACAUUCUAUGUAUUUGGAUCGGACAAUUAUGUCCAUCGGUUUGUUAUUUAACUGUAUUGAUGGCUAUUUGUGGCCGUUUAGGAUUGGUUUUUUUAUCUUUUGUUUCUUAAAUUGUUAAUGCAUUUUUAAAGAAUUCUUUCUUUUGAUUAGUAAGAUGAAAAGUCUGUAAUUCAUGUAUUCUUUAUAAUUUAGUAGAGCUAUGAUUGAGUGACUUGGAAGUAGUACUUGCCAGAGUUAUUGCA
Messenger RNA from Erigeron canadensis, 1823 nucleotides. RefSeq names its product thylakoidal processing peptidase 1, chloroplastic-like. Gene Ontology annotation, biological process: thylakoid membrane organization. Lineage: Eukaryota; Viridiplantae; Streptophyta; Magnoliopsida; Asterales; Asteraceae. Gene Ontology annotation, molecular function: serine-type endopeptidase activity. Gene Ontology annotation, cellular component: chloroplast thylakoid membrane. The transcript is spliced from 6 exons. Bases 336 to 1448 code for a protein of 370 amino acids. The record is from RefSeq and is a predicted model, not a curated record.